AUGUGUCGGCUCCUGAACGUCCUGCUGGCUUCGCUGAGUCGUUUCCUGUUUGCAGUCCACGGGGUGGUGACAGUGUGGUGUGUGGUGACCGUUAAAGAGGAGCCACUCUAUUGGUUGCUGCUGAUGGGCGUGGCUCUGCUGGGUGUGGAAAUGGCUGUCACGCUGAAGUGCACCCAAAACGCGGAGUGGAAAUGGUUCUCCCCCAUGGUUUUCCUCUACCUCAGUACUGUCAUCCCGUCCAUUUGGUUUCUGGAGCUAAGCCUGCUGCAGUCCAAGCUGCCUGUCAACAAUUCCUCAGGCCCUGAGCUUCAUUUGCUGGCUCACAUCCCGAUCACAGCGGGCAUCGUGGAGCUGGACCCAGAGAACUGGGUCGCUGGACUGGAGCAGACCAUGCUCAUAGUGUUGGUUUUGGGUCGAUGGCUGAUGCCCAAGGGGGACAUGUCCCGCGAUCAGCUCUCUCAGCUCCUCAUGGUGUACGUGGGACUGGGCGCUGACAUCCUGGACAUCUUUGACACCUUCAAGGAACCUGAGGUCAAAACCAACCAAGCAGUUGUCAUCAUCGGCCUGGCCCUCUUCUCUUGGGCGCUCAUGCAGUUUCCUCUGGUGCUUACCCAGACACAACCCCCAAAGGGCGAGUCUCCACAGACAGGUUUGAGUGGUCUCUCCUGCUGCCCCAGUGCUCCUUUAGCAUUCUCCUCCUGCUGCUCCAGUGAAGUGUGGAGCUUGCUGCUCACGGUGGGACUCCAAGAUGGGCCCUUCCUGAUUUACCGGCUCUACCUCAUGUUCAAAGAGCAGGUACUCAACCAGCUGAUGAUCUUUUUCACCUGUAAGAAUAUCCUCAUUGUCCUCUUGGAGCUUUACCGAAUCUUUGUGGUGCAGUGCGAGCAGCCGGUAGAGCAAUUGGGGUUUGACAGGUGUGCCGCUUUGGUACUCCAGUGUCGCACCAAGAGUUGUGGGGAAGAGGAGGGGGUGGAGGAGGAAGAAGGUAGAGAGGAGCGUAGUGGAGAACAGAGUUGUAAUACAGACACAGAAAGUGGGAUUGAGAGACUUGAGAGAGCCUUGCUCAGAGACAGCCUCAGCUCUCUGGAGGUUCAGUGA
This is a messenger RNA of Micropterus dolomieu (smallmouth bass), 1098 nucleotides long. RefSeq names its product transmembrane protein 26. Bases 1 to 1098 code for a protein of 365 amino acids. Lineage: Eukaryota; Metazoa; Chordata; Actinopteri; Centrarchiformes; Centrarchidae. The record is from RefSeq and is a predicted model, not a curated record. The transcript is spliced from 4 exons.